Molecule: messenger RNA, 4328 nt
Organism: Micropterus dolomieu (smallmouth bass)
Lineage: Eukaryota; Metazoa; Chordata; Actinopteri; Centrarchiformes; Centrarchidae
Gene: piwil1
Product: piwi-like RNA-mediated gene silencing 1
Exons: 21
Coding region: 168-2735 (855 amino acids)
Biological process (GO): regulatory ncRNA-mediated gene silencing
Cellular component (GO): P granule
Molecular function (GO): protein binding; piRNA binding
Source: RefSeq, a predicted model, not a curated record
AUGAGAGGGCGGGGAAUUGAAGCGUAUUAAUUUUCUCGGUGAAGAGGCCUAUAACUAAAUUACCGCAAGUCUCGCUCAUUAGCUGUCACCUGUGGUAUUUCUUUCGGCGUGAAUAGUGAGUUAUAAGAAACUUUCUUCAAAACUGUACCAUUUGAAACUGUGCUAAAAUGACUGGUCGGGCACGAUCUCGAUCAAGAGGCCGAGCACGUGGUCAAGAGACUGCAGCACCUGGAGCGAGCCAGGCUCGAGAGCCUGCACCAGCAGCUGCCCCAGCCACUGAGGGGGAGCUGGUUGGUAGAGGGAGACAGAAAGGUGCUCCAGGACCCUUUUCGGCAGAAGCUGUUAUACAGAUUUCAGCUGGAUUUCAGCAGGUGAAGCUGGGGGAGAGAGGUGGACGCCGCCGGGAUUUUCACGAUGCAGGGAUUAACACCAGGCAGGCUAUGGAGCAUGUUAAGGAAUCGAAGUCUGGAACAUCCGGUUCUGUUAUUCAGUUAACAGCGAACUUCUUUCGUAUCCUGUCCCGCCCUCAGUGGGUUCUGUAUCAGUACCAUGUGGACUUCAAUCCACCAAUGGAGUCUCGUCGGCUGAGAUCUGCCCUCCUAUUCCAUCAUGAGGAAGUUCUUGGCGCAGCGCGAAGCUUUGAUGGAGCUCUGCUUUUUCUGCCUCACAGAUUGCACAGCAAGGAGACUGUGCUUCACAGCAAAACAAGGAAUGGAGAGAAGGUUCAGAUUACCAUCACCCUGACAAAUGAACUGCCACCCACAUCACCAGUGUGCAUUCAGUUUUACAACAUCAUAUUCAGAAGGAUCUUGAGAAUGCUCAAUAUGCAGCAGAUUGGACGCAACUACUACAACCCCGAUGAUCCACUCAACAUCCCACAGCACAAGCUGACCAUCUGGCCGGGCUACACCACCACCAUCUUGAAGUAUGAGUCUGCCAUCAUGCUGUGUACUGACGUGAGCCACAGGGUGCUGCGCAGUGAGACAGUCCUUGACUUUAUGAUAAACCUGAGGCAACAGUGUGGAGAGCAACGCUUCCCAGAGAUCUGUUCCAAGGAGCUUGUUGGACUCAUAGUCCUCACCAAGUACAACAACAGAACCUACAGGAUCGAUGAUAUUGCAUGGGAUCACACUCCCAACAACACAUUCAAGAGAGGAGACACAGAUAUUUCCUUUAAGAACUACUACAAGACACAAUACGGUCUGGACAUCACUGAUGGGAGCCAGGUGCUGCUGAUAAGUCAUGUGAAGAAGAUGGGUGCUGCUGGAGAACCACCUCCUGGCCCGGCUAUGCUCAUCCCAGAGCUGUGCUACCUCACAGGCUUGACUGACAAGAUGCGAGCUGACUUCAACAUCAUGAGGGACUUGAGCGGCCACACCAGAUUGACCCCAGAGCAGAGGGAGGGACGCCUCAACAGAUUUGUCACUAACAUACGGAAGAAUGCUGAAGCACAGGCGGAGUUGGAUAAGUGGGGACUCAACUUUGAUGAGAAACUCCUAAAUUUCACUGGCAGAGUUCUCCCAGGGGAAAAGAUUUUCCAGGGACCAAGAUCGUAUGAUUACAACCCCAUGUCAGCUGACUGGUCCAGAGAGAUGCGUGGGGUGCCUCUGAUCAGCUCAUAUCCCCUGACUAACUGGCUCAUGUUUCACACCCGUCGUAACGGAAACGAAGCCCAGUCCCUCCUGCAGACUCUCAACAAAGUCUCAGGUCCACUUGGGAUACGCAUACAGAGAGCUGUCAUGAUCGAGUAUGAGGAUCACCAGGAAUCUCUCCUCAGAGCCCUGCAGCACAAUGUUGGACCCCAAACACAGAUGGUGGUGGUGGUCCUCCCCAACAACAGAAAGGACAAGUACGACAGUGUCAAGAAGUACCUUUGUGUGGACUGCCCCACUCCCAGCCAGUGUGUGAUUUCCCGUACCCUCAGCCGACCCCAGGCACUAAUGACUGUGGCUACAAAGAUUGCACUGCAGAUGGCUUGCAAGAUGGGAGGAGAACUCUGGAGUGUGGAGAUCCCUCUGAAACAGCUGAUGAUUGUGGGCAUUGACUGCUACCAUGACAGUGCUGCAGGGAAAAGGUCCAUUGGCGCGCUAGUGGCCAGCCUCAACCAGAGCAUGAGCAGGUGGUUCUCAAGGUGUGUACUGCAGCACAGAGGCCAGGAAAUCAUGGACGGACUAAAGAAGGCUUUAAGUGCUGCACUGAAAGACUAUCUGAAGAUAAACGGCUGCCUGCCUUCGCGCAUCAUUGUGUACCGAGAUGGAGUGGGAGACGGCCAGCUGCACAGCGUGGUCAACUAUGAGGUUUCACAGAUCAUGGACUCCAUCAAGUCCAUGGGGGAGGACUACUCGCCCAAGCUGAGUGUGGUGGUGGUGAAGAAGCGCAUCAGCAGCAGAUUCUUCGCACACAUGCAAGGCAAGGUGACCAACCCUCCCCCAGGAACCGUCGUUGACUCGGAAGUCACCCGUCCAGAGUGGUAUGACUUCUUCAUCGUGAGCCAGGCUGUCCGCAGUGGAAGUGUCUCCCCAACCCACUACAAUGUUGUGUACGACACCAGUGGAUUGAAGCCUGAUCACAUGCAGCGGCUUACCUACAAGCUGUGCCACAUGUACUACAACUGGCAGGGGAUCAUCAGAGUGCCUGCUCCCUGCCAGUACGCCCACAAGUUGGCUUUCCUUGUGGGUCAGAGCAUCCACAAGGAGCCCAAUAUCAAACUAGACGACUUCCUCUACUACCUAUAAGGAUGAAAAGACAUGCGAUUUGUUUGGCUCUGACUUACAAACUGUAUGUUAACUCGUUAUACUCGUUAAAAGUUCUCUUAAGUUUUAAAUUAAGUUUUGAUGAUGCCAAGAGUGACUUUGCAUUUCUGGCAUCAGAUUGAGACAUGUAGCCUUGUGUGUUGAGUUAGGCAGUUUAAGAGGUUUAUAUUGCAUAUUGGAGUUUAAUGAAAAGACAAACUCACUUUUUCAGAGGUCAAAUACAAGCGCACAUGAUAAAAUGAUCAAUAUGCACCCUGACUAUUGUUGGAAAUGCACUUAAAGUUUGAAAGGUCAUGUGGGUGAAGAUGUUGAGUUUGUGAAUUCACAUAUAUAUAAAAGACUACAUGUUUUUCAUGCUUCCCCCCCCCCCCCGUUUUGAGAUGGCUCAUUAAACAUUUCUUUGAGUAGAAUGUUAUUCCUGGGGUUUAAGUUAAGUCACACAUGCAAACAUUACAAAAUAUCAAAUUUAUUUUUUUUUAUAUAGAAAAGAUUGCACAUGCACACCCACACAAUAAUUUGUAACCAUCAAUAUAGGCUGAUAAUUCUUAUCAUAAAGCUAGCACACAAUUGCAGACUUUUAAACAAUAUGGUCUUCCAAGACACCAUGGGGAAAGCUUGCACUGUUUGAUUAUAAAGUUAAUGUACAAAAAAGGCAGUUUGAAAAUCAAGUAUAAACAUUUAAAAACAAUUUUACAAAUGGACAAAGUACAAAAAGAGCAACAGUCACUCGAAAUGAAUAGAAGCAAUGUCUGAAGACAUGGUCCAGAAAUAGGAAAAGAUGUACAGUUUACAGUUAACCAUAGGUUAACAUGGCUGUUCGGCCGAGAAUUGUACAGAAAGUAUUACAGAAUGUUUUGCAUACAUUCUUUUUUGGCAGUUUCAGUUCAACUCUUGUGUGUGUGUGUAUAGAAAAAAUAGGCUAGAUCUCAAGAUACAUGAGGAUGAAAUGGAAAACAGAAUGGUGUGAGGAAAUAAAAGGUGGACUGUCUCAUUUCACGCACAAAGACGGACAUCUGCACAAUCCUUUUGGGCAGCUUUGAAGAUACAUUGGCUUUCAAUUCAUCAUACAUUCACUACUCUACAUUAAGGUGUAGAUAUAUAGAUACACACACGCACACAGAUAUACAGUACUUGUAUCCUGCACCAACAUAACUUGGGACACACUAAACAGGCAUUGAUGACAGAUUGGCUUGAAUAAACAUUUCAGAUCUAAGAUUUUGGGUUAGAAGGGUAGAGGUAGCCUUGUGUCUCACUGUUUACUACUGUGAAAACGUCAAACUAGUGAAGCCCAAAAGUGUUCAGAUGUUGAACAAUAAUAGGGCUUAAUUUGCUGAUAUCACACAGUAACUACUUCUAUUUGUUCUUUAAUCUGUUCAUGUAAUAUUUUUCUUUGUAGAAUAUUCAUUGUUUUAAAUCAGAUGUGCAUCUGUGUGGCAUCAAAAACAGUGAACUCAAGUAAAAAAUAAAAUCCCUUUAUUUUACUCCGUAGCCCCAAACAGUACAGGGAGAAUUUUUGUCCUAGUCAUCUAUUUUCCAAGAUAUACUUCUAAAAUAAAAAUAUUUUGGGGACAUGAA